CAUAAAAUUUCGAGAUGCAGAAUCGAAAAACAGGCACUAAUUAGGUUAUGUUUUAUCGCGAGAUUAUAAAGCAAUAUAUACACACGAGUAAUUAUAAUGGAGGAGAUGCAAAAGAAGCUUCAGACUGAAGCUGAUACAUUAAGACAGAUUCAUAAAGAAUAUAAUAAAGUACUAAAUCAAAGACGACAAUUGGAUGGACAGUUAAAUGAGAAUAUUAUGGUAAAGGAAGAAUUGGAACUCUUGAAGGAAGAGAACGACGUAUUUAAAUUAAUAGGGCCUGUGCUUGUGAAACAGGAUCUGUAUGAAGCUAAACAAAAUGUUGACAAGCGUAUCGAUUAUAUUAAAGCUGAAUUGAACCGAGUAGAUGGAUUGAUGUCUACCUUAGACAAGAAACUGGACACACAAAAAGAUAUAAUAGACAAAUUACAACGUGCAUUUCAGCAAGCUCAAAUUAAAUCCUCGAUAAACCAACCAAAAUCAUAAUGUCAUGCAAACAUCAACUUUGCAGAAGUAUCAGUUAUUAACAUGUAAUGAUAAGCAUUUAAAUAACAUUGUUUUAUAUUAACAAAGUUGCUGUAUGAUAGUGAUUUCUCAUUUUGUUCAUUUGCGCUUCUAUAAAAUAAUCGUUGAUGCGUUUUUUACAUUACGAGUGUUUAAUUGUAAUUUAUGUAAAUUAAAAAUUAC
Molecule: messenger RNA, 684 nt
Organism: Camponotus floridanus (Florida carpenter ant)
Lineage: Eukaryota; Metazoa; Arthropoda; Insecta; Hymenoptera; Formicidae
Gene: Pfdn6
Product: prefoldin subunit 6
Exons: 4
Coding region: 97-483 (128 amino acids)
Biological process (GO): protein folding; chaperone-mediated protein complex assembly
Cellular component (GO): prefoldin complex; cytoplasm
Molecular function (GO): protein-folding chaperone binding
Source: RefSeq, a predicted model, not a curated record